UGGUGGAGGUGUCGGCCUUUGGGCGGAUGUUGACAUUGUGUUGUUGUUAUCCCUGAUGAUAAUGGCGGCGGCGGCGACGGCCGGGACCCCAUCUCCUCUGUAGCCGGAGCCGAGGCAGCCAAGACCGAUUUCCGCGGCCUCUGAGCCCGCGGCGGCGACUCCCCUCAGCCUCCGCCGCCUCGCCAGCCCGUACCCCCGGCCCCAGCCCUUGGAGUCAGGCCCCUUUGAGUAGGGGGUCUUGGAGGCUCAGGAUGGCGGAUUUCGACGAGAUCUAUGAGGAGGAGGAGGACGAGGAGCGGGCCCUGGAGGAGCAGCUGCUCAAGUACUCGCCGGACCCAGUGGUGGUCCGCGGCUCCGGUCACGUCACCGUAUUUGGACUGAGCAACAAAUUUGAAUCAGAAUUCCCUUCUUCAUUAACUGGAAAAGUAGCUCCCGAAGAAUUUAAAGCCAGCAUCAACAGAGUUAACAGUUGUCUUAAGAAGAACCUUCCUGUUAAUGUACGUUGGCUACUUUGUGGCUGCCUUUGUUGCUGCUGCACAUUAGGUUGCAGUAUGUGGCCAGUUAUUUGCCUCAGUAAAAGAACACGAAGAUCGAUUGAGAAGUUAUUAGAAUGGGAAAACAAUAGGUUAUACCACAAGCUGUGCUUGCACUGGAGACUGAGCAAAAGGAAAUGUGAAACGAAUAACAUGAUGGAAUAUGUCAUCCUCAUAGAAUUUUUACCAAAGACACCGAUUUUUCGACCAGAUUAGCAUUUAUUUUAUUUACAGAGACUUUCCAAGUAUGUUGUCUUUCCAAUGGUGCCUUGCUUGGUGCUCUCCUGGUGGUGACAUAACAUUGGUUCUACAGAAUCGUGUGGUGUUUUUUUCUGUUUUUUUUUUUGGUUUUGUUUUUUUUUUAAAUAACCGCAUGUUCUAAGUGUGCAUUUUUGUCAAACUUUGCAAGUUAUUUCAUACAAAUGUUUAAUACUUAAGUUAUUGUGCUCUUUUCUGUUAUGUAUUCUGAUUUUCAAGGAUUACUUUUUUGUAUUAUCGAAAAAAUACAUUUGAAAUUAGCAUAAAAA
Molecule: messenger RNA, 1060 nt
Organism: Lontra canadensis (Northern American river otter)
Lineage: Eukaryota; Metazoa; Chordata; Mammalia; Carnivora; Mustelidae
Gene: CHIC2
Product: cysteine rich hydrophobic domain 2
Exons: 6
Coding region: 252-749 (165 amino acids)
Source: RefSeq, a predicted model, not a curated record